This is a messenger RNA of Caenorhabditis auriculariae, 1497 nucleotides long. The record is from the annotation of a GenBank genome assembly. Lineage: Eukaryota; Metazoa; Nematoda; Chromadorea; Rhabditida; Rhabditidae.
AUGCCGACCUCAGCUCGCGUUUCUGACCUUCAGCUUGGUCUUUUGAUGAAGUUUUUUGAGGUUAUUGGUUUUUUUUAGAGGGUUGUAAAUUCCGAGAUUAGUUAGCAAUGAAAACUGACAAGUUCUUGAAAAUUUGAAAAGUUCUCCAAAAAAGUUUCACACACUUCAAAAUUCAUGGCGGUCUACACUUUUUUAUACUUUUCAUACAAAACAUUUUUCCUAAAAAUCAAGUUUUCGGAAAAGAAAAAUCAAAAUCGGAUUUUUCAUAAGACUAAAGACCAUAUUGAGAAAAAUUUUAUUGAGCUUCUAUAUAAAUUUUCAUGCUGAUCCACUUUUUCAAGGACCGCUCGAAUCUGAUGGACGUUUUAUCAAUGAUAAUAAUCAAGCGUUUUUUUUUUCUUUUUCCAUUUCAAUACAAAGAUUUUCCCGAUAGUUCGUCAAAGAAGAAUCCCUAUGCCAUGAAAAGAUGAGAAAAAAAUCAAGAAUUAAAAAAAUUAUCUCACACAAAGAUCUCACAGGUUUAAUUUAAAAUGACAUCAGAAUAAAAAAAUUUAUUCUGAUGUCCUUUUUCCAGAGCAAUGACCUUAAAAUCAACAUGCGGGGAAAAGCUCGCUCCGAUUGUUUUUCCACGAUGAAGUCGACAUUUGGCGAUCCGUACACAGAGAAAAGUCUCUCGAGAACAGAAACGGGUUUUCCUGUGGAAGGAAUCUUCGCGCGCGACGCCUUCGAACGCCAUUUUGACCAGCCAACUGCGUCAACUGCCUUACUUUUCUUUUUGACUCAUCACUUAAUUGAUUUUUUUCAUAUUGACGCUCCUUUUUUUUUUUACUAUUGGCUUGAUUUAAAAGUUACUUUUUUAAUGUAUUAAUGAAAAUCACAGUUAAGGACGUUUCUUUUUCUCUGUACCAAAAAAAGACGACAGUGUCUUUUUUUCAAUCUUUAGGGUUUUUGAAGUUUGAAUGGCUGUUUUUUAAUAGAAUCAGAUCGCACAAAAAAUAAAAUUUGACAUGGACCUUGAGUGAACAAUGAAUCACGCGUGUUAACUCCGUCAUUAAAAAAAUCAAUUUCCUGCUUUCAAAGUUUCGUGGCUGCUAUAAAAACAUCUUCAAACUUGGAAACUUUGACUUCUUGAAUUUCAGAGGAUGGCGCGAGGACAUCAGAAAGCCCUCUCACAACAAAAAAAUGCUCAGAAGAAAGCAGAUAUGGCCAAAAAGCAGGUACUCUUUCUCCAUUUCAAACUUCCUGAAUUUUUCUAGUUAUUUGAAAAACCUGAAAUUUGAUCUCACGUUUUAGGGGGCUGAUCAAAAAGGCGCCGCUAUGGCAAGCUUACAUCACAAGUGCACUGUAUGCAUGGUAAUAAAUUUUCAAUCUUCCUUUCUUACCGACUUUUACGGAUUUCAGGCCAUGAUUCCUGAUCCCAAGACGUAUAAGCAGCACUUCGAGAGCAAACAUCCCAAGUCUCCAAUGCCUCCAGAGUUGGUCGAUGUUCAGGCGUGA